Messenger RNA from Oryctolagus cuniculus (rabbit), 4183 nucleotides. RefSeq names its product toll-like receptor 11. The record is from RefSeq and is a predicted model, not a curated record. Gene Ontology annotation, cellular component: plasma membrane. Lineage: Eukaryota; Metazoa; Chordata; Mammalia; Lagomorpha; Leporidae. Gene Ontology annotation, biological process: inflammatory response; toll-like receptor signaling pathway. Gene Ontology annotation, molecular function: signaling receptor activity; protein binding.
CUCAUCUGUGAAAUGGAAAAUAAUAUGUCACAUGGUUUAAGAUCAAAUGAGACUGUAUGUCCUUUUGUUAUGUCUGCAUUAUUAACAUGCUUUUUCUUCUCCAAUAUACUCCGUUAUGGACAAGUAAAUUUGCUGCCUAAUCUUAAAGUGAGCCAUAUACACCUGCGGGCCUCCCUCAACUUAAUUUAGCAACCUGAGCCAAUCAUAUGCAACAGGAAGAUUGGGAAGUAGCAGCAGUUUCUCUGCUGGGACCCCUCACAGGCUAAGCAGCACCAAGGAUGAAAAGGUGUCUGUUUUCUACUCUGCUCCUACCGUGCAUGAUGAGCUUCAGCUUGAGGAGCUGGGCAUGGACCGCCCCUGACUGCACCGUAGGAGACGCGUCCCUGUUGUCUAACCUCUCUUUCUACGUCCCUUUCUGUUCUUUGGUCCCAGGACUGCACCUUUUUGCAUCAUGCUCCAAUGUGAAAGACCUGCCUCAGACCCUGGCUUCAGUGCCUCGGGACAUAGAAGCACUCUGUCUGCAGGGCACAGUUCCUAUCCUGCCGGAUGAUGCCUUUGGCCUUUUCUCUUCUCUACAACUGCUGAGGCUGCAGCUGGGGACCACCAAGGUUGCAGCUGGGGCAUUUCAAGGGUUGCACCAGCUGCAGCACCUCUCCUUUGAGCAUCAUGCUCCCUGUUGUUUGAAUCUGUUUCUCCCUCAAGAUACCCUGGAGUCCCUCCGAUUUCUCAACAGCAUUUCAUUUCAAGGCUACUGCUUGAAUUACAGCCAGAGCAUCCAGUUACCGAUCAGCCUUAGUCAUCUGACCCUGAAGCACAGCUGUCUGACAGAGCUGCAGGAGCUGCAAAAGCUCUUCCCAAACCUUGGCUCUGGUUUCUCCCCUACACAUAGCCCCAGACCAUGGUCUCCCUUCCUGGAAGUCCUGGAUCUGUCUUCCAACCUGCACCUGAGUCAAGUGGGUGUUGGAGCCUUGAAAGGCCUCCAUCUCCGCUCCCUGAGAUUGGAUGGCACUCCACUGAACACAACAGGCUUACUGGACUCAGGAUUGCUCCACCUGGACUCCCUCUCCCUUGUACAUACAGGUGUAAACAAACUACCUGGGAAUGUGACAGGCUACUUUGAACUUGGAGCUCUUGAUCUGGGGAGGAACCAAAUCCAGAACAUAAAGGAUGAGGAUCUCCCAAGCCUGCACUCCCUGGAAGUCAUCAGUCUCUACGCCAACAGCCUGCAGCUGCUUCCUCCUGGGUUCUUCAGUGCCCUUCCCCAGCUCCAGAGGCUCAACCUUUCCAUGAAUAAACUGGGUCCAACCCUGGUGCUUCCGCAGGGCUGGAGCUCAAACCUCAAAGUGUUAGAUCUGUCCCAUAAUGAGCUCUGUACCCUACCCCAUGGGGCAUUCUCCUCUCUUCCUCAACUCCAGGAGCUCUGGCUGAGUGGUAACAACAUCUCCAGCUUGUCCAGUGAGAACCUGGAGGGACUGAGACAGCUCAAGUCCCUAGAUCUGAGUUGGAACCAAAUUAAGGUGCUCAAGCCAGGCUGGCUCUCCCCUCUUCCUGCCCUAACUUCAUUGAAUAUUCUGGGCACCUAUUUAGAGACCAUCUCAGGCAGGCAUCUCCAGGGUCCCCGCAAGCUGAGCCAUCUGCAGCUGGGUUCUGUGGCUAUGCUAGAUAUCUACCCUCCCUGGCCUCCAGAGCUGCUCAGCUUGGAGGUCUGGGCACAACCCAGUGUAUUUUUUCAUGUUGCAAACGGAGAACCCUUCUUAUUCUUGGAGAACCUCACCUUGCAGUCUUCCAAUGUGGUGCUAGUUCCAUUCAAUGCCACAAUCCAUUUCCCAUCUCUACGGCACCUCACUUUGCGAGGCUGCAGCCCCUUCAUUUUCUCAAGCCCUGAUUCCAGAUUCUUCCCACAGCUUCCUCUCCUGGAGCACUUGCACUUCUGGUCUGGUCAUGAGGAUGCAGAAAACCUUCAUCUGUCAAUAACGCCCAAGCUGCGAGUGCUGGAGUUGGGGGACAUGGACUUCUUCUAUAACUUAGGUUCAGUGACACUGGAGGAGGUACUGAAGGAAGUACCUCAGUUACAAGUGUUAGCAUUGAGCCACCUGAACCUUAGGAACCUCUCCAUCUCCACCUUCAGGGGGUUGGGUCUCCUUCGGCUGCUGUUGCUCAACUCUGAAUGGGACCUGGGGUUGGACAGCAGCCUCCAGGAGAUGAUCCCCCAGAUGCCUGAAUACGUUUAUUUCUCCAAUGUCACCUUCAUAUGCCAGUGUGAAAGCUCUUGGGUGGGGCCUUGGGCAACAGGUGCCCCGAACACCUUUGUGUAUGGGUUGGGGGACUCCAUCUGCAUGGCUAAUGCCUCUGACUACUCCAAGACUCCCCUGCUUUCCUUCCUUUCUAGUCACUGUGCACACGAUCCGAAUUUCCAAGGUUUUCUCAUUAGCUUCAUUCUGGUGCUCCUGCUGAUGAUCUCUGCACUGCUUGGCUGCCCCAAAUGGCCCUGGCUUCGCCAGCUGCGGAAACUAUUUUAUGCCUGGUGGUGGAAAUUGUGUGGGCGGGGCCCCAGAAGCGCAUUCCGCUAUGAUGUCUUCAUAUCCUAUUGUGAGCAAGACCAAGCCUGGGUAUUGGACAAACUGGUUCCUGCCCUGGAGAAGCCUCCUCCGGCUGGGGAGGGCUUGAGGCUCUGCCUGCCCGAGAGGGACUUUGGGAUUGGUCAGGACAGGAUGGAUGCUACAGCUGCCAGCAUGGAGAGCAGCAGAACCACCCUCUGUGUGCUCAGCUGCCAAGCGCUGAGAAGUCCCUGGUGCAACCUGGAGUUAAGGCUCGCCACCUACCAUUUGGUGGCCAGGCCUGGGGCUGCUCGCCUCACGCUGCUGUUUCUGGAGCCCAUUGAUCGGCGGCAGUUACACAGCUACCACCGCCUUACCCGCUGGCUCCAGAAGGAAGACUAUUUUGAUGUGCCUCAAGCGGGGGUGCAGUGGGAUGAUUUCUGUGAGCAACUUCGGAAAAGACUAAAGAGAGCGGAACAAGAACGAGAAGACUGCGUGCUGUGAGAGACUUAGCCACACAGAGAUGUCUUUCAGCAAGGGCCUGGGUGUCAUCACGUAGCUGGACAGCACUUACUUCAAGCCCAUUCUCCACACCAAAAUCGAUGCAGAUAGACACCCGGUCUUGAGGCCAGCAUUGAGGCCGGCAUUGUGGUGUAGUAGGUUAAGCAGCUGCCUGCAUCCCAUAUGAGCAGUGGUUCAAGUCUUGGCUGCCCAGCCCCAGCCAUUGUGGCCAUAUGUUAAGUGAACAUAUGGAUGUAAAAUCUCUCUCCCUCCCUCUCUCUCCCUCCCUCCCUCCCUCUGUGUGUGUGCACAGGUGCAUGCACACACGGCUCAGUCUCUCUGUAACUCUUUCAAAAUAAAUAAAUUUUAAAAAAGACAAAACACGUCCAGUCUCAAUGGGAGCAUCUAUUUGAAAGCAUCUGAAAAUAGAUAUUCUUUCAAAAAACAGUUCAGAUACCUGGUGGGCCUUUCAUAACACAAGUCAUCCCCCAAAAAGGAAUACACAAAAACGGAAUCUCAUGAGCAUUUUUUAAAAUGAAUUUAUUCUCUCUCUGUUGAAAGCUAGUGCUUGUAUGGUAAAAAGCUAUUUUAUCCCAGAGGAAUAAUGUCGUAAUCAAUGAACAACAGUGAAUCAAUGAACAAAUAUGUGAAUUCCCUGAUGUUACAUUGAAACUAUGUUUUCAAUUACCUAAGAUCCGAUCAAUUCAGAGCUUCCCUAAUUCAUGAGAUUCUCACAGUAUUACAUGGGUGAGAACAAUAGUUUUCUCUAUUACCCAUGAGGAAUUAUAGUACAUAAAAGUGUACUAAAUCAUAAAGUUCACAUCUGAUGUCUGGUUUUCUAAGCCAUUAUCUGGCACUCUGUUUUCUACUCUCUACCAGUUAUCUCUUAUUUUGUUACAACGUUAAGGUAGGUAAAAUUGGAACAUCUUAAAGGUACACAUAUAUGACCUAUUUCUAAGAAUAUUUUUGGAGUCCCAGAAACUUUGCAUAAAAUUUUAAGUACCGCCCAAAAAAAGGAUAAAGUACAUUGAUUAGAAUGGAACAUCAUAGACCCUAAAGAAUAGUAAUUCUAGUAAUGUUGAGUGCUAUGGAAAAAGUUCAAGUGUAACAUUAAAAAAAUUGAAAAAUUGCAUGUACUAUUAUUC